Molecule: messenger RNA, 1140 nt
Organism: Aspergillus novofumigatus IBT 16806
Lineage: Eukaryota; Fungi; Ascomycota; Eurotiomycetes; Eurotiales; Aspergillaceae
Gene: pre5
Product: proteasome core particle subunit alpha 6
Exons: 3
Coding region: 173-961 (262 amino acids)
Biological process (GO): ubiquitin-dependent protein catabolic process
Cellular component (GO): nucleus; proteasome core complex; proteasome core complex, alpha-subunit complex
Source: RefSeq, a predicted model, not a curated record
CCGCGUCAGUCGCUCACUGCCUGCUUCGAUACUGCUUGUCUCUCUAUCCCCCCUCCCUGCAUCAUCAAUCUUUUUCGACCUCUUCCUGUUGCUAUUGAGCUUCACAGGAGCAAUAAUCUACCGAGACUGAAUCCUCCUUACUACACUCCCUCCUCAACCAUAGCCCGCAAUCAUGUUCAGAAACAAUUACGACAACGAUGCAGUCACCUUCUCGCCGCAAGGCCGGAUAUUCCAGGUUGAAUAUGCACAGGAAGCAGUCAAGCAAGGGUCAGUUGUCGUAGGACUUGUCAACAAGACACAUGCCGUGUUGGUCGGUCUAAAGCGAAACGCCGAAGAACUAUCCUCCUAUCAGAAGAAGAUCAUCGAAGUUGACUCCCAUAUGGGCAUUGCUAUUGCCGGUCUGGCAUCGGACGCUCGUGUGCUCUCCAACUACAUGAAGCAACAGUGCCUUGGUUCCAGAAUGACUUACGGCCGCCCACUGCCAGUGGAUCGUAUCGUUACUCAAAUCGGCGAUCGCGCCCAGACCAACACUCAGCAAUAUGGCAAGCGACCAUACGGUGUCGGUCUGCUCGUUGCAGGUGUCGACGAGGCUGGACCCCAUCUGUUUGAAUUCCAGCCCUCCGGUAUGAUUCAAGAGAUGCUUGCUUGCGCCAUCGGGGCUCGUUCGCAAAUGGCGCGGACUUACCUGGAGCGGAAUCUGGACAAAUUCGCCGACUGCAGCCGGGAAGAACUGAUUAGCCACGGACUCCGGGCUUUGAAAGAAACUUUGUCUCAUGAUAAGGAGCUGACGGUGGACAACACGUCUGUCGGGGUGGUGGGACUUGCUGGAGAAGGGGCUCAGGGCAAGAUCGAGACCUUCAAGUUAUAUGAUGGCCAGAGCAUCUCACCGUUGCUGGAAGCUCUUGAGCAGACAGAUUCCGGGGAGACGAAAGAAGAGGAGUCGAUGGAGGUCGAUUCAUAGUUCCCUUUGGACUUAACGCCGAUAGAUAUGCAAGCUUGAUCUCUUUCCUCUUCUUGUGGAUCCGCUUCCCUAUGCUUAUUCUAUACUCCGGCAUAUUCGGUAGUACGAUCUGAUUCGGGAUAUGGUUGUGGGAUUAUGGAUCCAUCACGGAUGGUGCAAAACUAAAUGUCAGAAAUUCG